This is a messenger RNA of Guillardia theta CCMP2712, 564 nucleotides long. RefSeq lists its product as hypothetical. The record is from RefSeq and is a predicted model, not a curated record. Lineage: Eukaryota; Cryptophyceae; Pyrenomonadales; Geminigeraceae. Bases 1 to 564 code for a protein of 187 amino acids. The transcript has a single exon.
AUGUGCCAAGUGGAAGGGAUCAUUCCGUCCUCAGCUCUUGCCAGUCACUCAGUGGAAGAGCUGACAUGGCAUCAGUUCCGGGACAUAACCAGCAGCGACACCUUGUAUCCGGCGCCCCAUCAUCAUAAGACUCACAGUGUGGUCCUGACCUAUGAUGAGUUCUCCUCCAACGUCCCAGCAGACUUCCUCCUUGAUGCCUACCUCGACGGCGUCUCCAGCGACUGGAUGGGAGCUGGGCUGUGCAUGGACGAUGGGCCGAGGAAGCAUAGUCUCCGACUUUUUGACGAUUUUCGAUUUCCUUUCACGGAUCACAAUGAAGAAGAUUCGCUCAACUUCAGGGAGGAAUGCUCCUGCUGUGAAAGAGGCAACCUGUGCGACGGGAUAGUUUGCACCUAUCAGGCCCCUCCUCCUGUUUCCUUCAACACGAUCCGGAGCAAGGAUGGCAGCAAGUCUUGGAGGUUUAGGGUUUACAACUCGCAGGGUCCAAUCGAGGUCUACUCAGAGGAAGUACACUUGUGGAGAAGGCACAGGAACAGGUGUAUGGGGUUACAAGGACUGCUGUAA